CCCAGAGGCCCCUCUGCCCGGAUCACCCCCCAGCGCCACCAUGCGCCCCCAGCUCCUGCCCCUGGCCCUUGCGCUCCUGGCAGCGCUGCCCCCGGGGGCGCAGGCAGGCCCGGAGGUGACGGCAGAAGCCGGCUUGAGUGCGAGUCUCCCCUGCAACCUGACGGGGCCAGAGCUGAGCUGGCGGUGGGUCCCGCGGUACCCGCGCUGCGCUGGUGGCAGCGGUGGGAUACAGACGAUCUACACAGUGACGGCAGCCGGGGCACACGAUGCUCCAGAGGGGAGGUUUCAGAAGCGGCUGCGUUUCCUAAUGGAUCAGGGUACCCGAACCUUCGUCCUCCAACUCCAACCCCUCCACAUGAGCGACUCGGGGGCCUUCUUCUGUGCCAGCCCCAGGCAGGAGGCCCCACCCAUCUCCGUGACCGUCACCCCCGGCUGCCCGGCCGGGGCGUCCAUCGAAAUGAUCCCCCAGGGGCCGGUCGUGGAGGGAGCGUCUGUGUCGCUCUCCUGUUCCCCCUGUGGGGCGCAGGGACCCACCUCACCCCCAGCAGGGGGCGCCACGUGGCGGCUCAAUGGGGAGACGCUACCAAACUCCACAGGCCUUCGGAUCCUGAGGGCCAAGGUGACAAUAGUGGAUUUCUCCAGCCGCUGGGAGGGUCUGUGGAGCUGCCGCCUGCCUGGGGAUCCCCCCCGGUCUGGGGGCUACUGCCUGGAGCGUGACCCGGGGGCGCACGGGACCCAGGAGAGCCCCCCACCCGGCCCCUCCCCCGUCAGUCCAGGCUCGGCGCCCGGCCGCGGCGGGGGGGUGACGGUGCUGGCCCUGCGCUGCGGCCUCGCCUUCCUCUUCCUCAGCGCCAGCCUCGGGGCCGUCGGCUUCGUGCACUGGAGAACCCGGGCCCGGCCGGCCGGCAGGCCCCAGCGGGACUGAGGCCUCCGCUCCCGGGCGCUGCGUCCACCCUGCACUGACCCCCACCCCCUUCCACUCGCCUGCGACGCCGGAAACUCCCCUCUGGGCCCCCAUCCGCUCUGCUCACCGACCAUGUAUUUACUACACAUAAUGUAGGACCUACAUUAUUAUUCCCCCCGGCAGGAGUACAGAAUGGCCAGUUCCCGCGCUCAGGGCCCCCCUGGGAACGGCCCUGGCCCUGCUGUUGCCUGGGGAAGGUGAAUGUUGGACACACAACCUGCAGCCACUUUGUGUACAGCUCGGCUUGUUUACAAACAUAACGUAGGCCCUAUAGGAAGGUUCUGCCAGGGCAGGAGCUGAGGGAAUCCCUCCCCUUUGGAGACGCCUUAACGUGCUUUGCACGACCUCCUCCCGUUGUUUACAGUUGAUUUGUUUGCGAUACAUAAGGUAGGACCUACCCUAUUUUCCCCAGGAGACAGGAUGAGAGAGGGACCGGUUCCCAUGGACCUUGUCCCACUGGACCCAACCCCCGCCCCCCCCCAUCCCGCUCUUUUUUGAUGCUUUGGUUUGUUUACAAUACAAAAUGUAGGACCUACAAUAUUGUAGUCAGGGCGUCAUAAUGUAAGAGCCCCCAGCUGCUGCCACUUGGAGAAGUAGAAAAUGUCCUUUGGGGCUAGUACCCGUUGUGUUUACACUUGGGUUUCUGUACAGUACACAGGGUAGGACCUACAAUAUUAUUCUCAGCAGUCAGGAAGACCAGGCCACUGGUUGCCAUGAGCAGGAGCCCCACCCAUCUCCCACGGUAUUCCACCGUUUGGACCAGCAAAAAAAUAGAUUCUGUUUGUUUACAGUUUAUCUUGUUUACAAUACAUCAUGUAGGACCUACAAUAUUGUUCUCAGUGGACUAUAAUGGAGGGGGGACUGGUUCCUCAUUGGGAAUACCCCUAAUCUUCUUCUAACAAUUGGAGAAGAAAGUGGGGGUAAAACUAUACACAACUCAUGUACAUUUUGUUUAUGCUUUGAUUUGUUUGCAAUAUAUAAUGUAGGACCUACCAUAUUGUUUGUGGAUUGUGACUGAUUCCCAUCAGCACCAGUUUCCUUGGCCAUACACCCUCCCUCCCCCUCCCACUCCUUCUAGCCAUACAAAAUUUCAUUCAUGGGCAGCGCUCACUUUAUUUACACCUUGCAUUGUUUAUGAUACAUAAUGUAGGACCUAUGACGUGACUCCCAGGGGGUAGGAACGGAGACGGGGCCCCUCCUCCUGUCUGUUGCCAGUUGAAACCUCAGAAAACUUCACAGGGGCCAUGCCCCACUUGGACUUGUUUACAAUACAUAAUGUAGGACCUACAAUAUUGUCAACCCAGUUCCCCCACCCCCCCCCAACCCAGACCAGAGAAUUGGUCUCAUAGACCCUCCCCCACCCACACCCUAAUCACCUGGGGCUGGGAGUCUCCAGGGAAGGGGGCGUCUUUCCCCGAGCUGGGGCCUGGCCGUGCCCCAGAGGUGCCCGCGCUCGUCAGCCGUGGCCGGUGGCCAGCUCGGAGUAGAUGGUGGCCGGGCUGGUUUCCACCCUGGCCCCGGCCCCGCGGGGCGCCUGGAAGUGCACGGUGCUGUACGAG
Mauremys reevesii (Reeves's turtle) is the source of this 2523-nucleotide messenger RNA. RefSeq lists its product as uncharacterized. The transcript is spliced from 5 exons. The record is from RefSeq and is a predicted model, not a curated record. Bases 41 to 925 code for a protein of 294 amino acids. Lineage: Eukaryota; Metazoa; Chordata; Testudines; Geoemydidae.